Messenger RNA from Cyprinodon variegatus (sheepshead minnow), 1822 nucleotides. It is a transcript of the gene bicdl2, whose product is annotated as bicaudal D-related protein 2-like. The transcript has 10 exons. The record is from RefSeq and is a predicted model, not a curated record. Bases 316 to 1632 code for a protein of 438 amino acids. Gene Ontology annotation, biological process: Golgi to secretory granule transport; vesicle transport along microtubule. Lineage: Eukaryota; Metazoa; Chordata; Actinopteri; Cyprinodontiformes; Cyprinodontidae.
ACAUACAUAUCUCUCUACUGCCAGGGAAACCAGCUGAGCCUCUCUUGCGCAAAUACUCCCAGGCACACAGACUCAAACGCACAACACCCAACAGGAAGACUGCUCCACUCACCGGAGGUGCUGGGAACCAUCAGGUUCCCGUCUGAAAAGGAGAAGCUCUAAAUGAUCCCAGUCCUUUGAGGAAUACAGUGGGAAACUAAAUGAAAGCAAAAGGGAUGGGUGUUCAUCCUGCACCUGUUUGACACUGGAGAAUACAUCCAAUAGCCAAAGGGUGGAGGUUUCAAACGAAUCCCUACAAGCCAGCAAGUUUUCGUCAUGUUCACUCCAAGAAAAGACAGCCUCCCCUCACCAAGCCUGGAGGAUUCCUUUUUUCCUCUCUCCUCUUCCUCUGCUGUAUCUCUCUCCUUUGCUCUGCAGUCAACAUCAUCCUCUCAGUCAGGAGGGGAUGAAGGUGGAGCGAUGGAGACUGACCUGAUACUGGCUGCAGAGCUUGGGCAGGCUUUGCUGGAGAAGAAUGAAGAGUUGGCAGAAACUCUGCAGCAGAGAGAGAAAGAGGUGGAGGCUUUACAGCAAGAGAAACAUGUCCUGCAGAGGAAGCUGGAGAUGAAUGAGUUGGAGUCUGGGCAGAAGGAGUCAGAGCUCACUGCAGAUUUAGCUGCACUGAGGGCUGAGCUGGAGAAAUACCACAGCGAGGGGAGGGACCGGAGAAAAGAUGACAGCGAGCAGAUGGCUCAGUUGGCCAAUCACAACCAGAGGCUGGUGGAGCAGCUUGCUGAGGCUGUAACACUGGAGCACUCCCUGAGGACUGAGCUCCGUGCCCUCAGAGAAGAGAUGGAAGAGUCAUCUUUUAGCCGAAGUAUCAGCCUCACGCAAUUGGAAAAUAUGCAAACAGAGAACAAAGUUUUGCAGGAGCGGCUGUCACACCUUGAGACCCGGCUAAAAGCUUCAGAGGACGACAGCCAGAGGCUCCGUGCUGAAAGAGACGGACUGAGGGACAGAAUAUCAGAACUCCAGGUUAAACUGAGUGAGAAGGAAGCAGAGAUAGAGCAGGAGCAGGGGGUUGUGUUUGAGUUAAGGAGCUUGAAUCACUCUUUACAACAAAAAGCACUGAACCUCGGAGAGGACAGUCCCCUGGAUAGUACGCACACACAACCUUUGUCUCUGCUCAGUGAAAUUCAACAGUCACAGGCUACAGAGGCUCUUCUGGCUCAUUCCUCAGUGCUGCAGGCCAAAGAUGAAGAAAUACAAGCCUUAAAGGAAGAGCUUCAGUCUCACCAAAAAGAGCUCGGGUCUCUCAGGGACGAAAUAAAGCUCUGCAGAGGCAGCCUAGAGAAGCCGAGCUAUAGCUCUCUGGAGAGUGAGCUGGCUAAAGUUCAUCAGGAGAAAGAUUUGCUCACUCAGCAGCUUCUGAACACCAUCAAACAGAAGGUGAAGCUGACCCAAGAGCUGGAUGCCUGGCAGGAGGACAUGCGUUUCGUCAUCAAUCAACAGGUCCUGCAAAGGGAAGAGGAGAAGAAGAAAGAAGACAAGCAGGAGAAGGAGAACACAUUUGGACUCCAAAGAAGCAAAUCUUUGAGAGUGAGGGGUGAAGGAGGAAAAGGAUUUUUUUCAUCUCUAUUCAAGGACAAAUGAGAGAAAGCCUCCAUUUUGGCUCCUAUGUCCUUUUGGCCCCAGAUGAUGAACUAUAUGAUCAAUCUCCACAUCAGUAAAUUGAACGUUUACAAAUGAAUGAACUUUUCUCUGUGUGUAUAUAUGUACAGUAUGAUAAUUAUUUUAGACUUUGUAUGAAAAUAUUAAAAUAUGAAGUGAUUUUUUUUCAACA